CCCAUCCUGUGCCGAGAAUAACGCUAAAAGUUCUGAGGUACAGAAGGUACUGUACACGGCAAGUGAGUUGAGAACGACUGCGUAGGGACGAGUUCGCGCGUACGGAGUAUUGGAUGUCAGCAAGUGUCGUCAUAGUAGCCCACCGAAGUUUCGCGUUCGACCUGCAGUGGGAGGGCGAGAAAGCGGCGAUCGACGUGUAAUACAAGAGAUGAAUGUUAACGUUACAUAGAGCGGGAACCGGGAAGCCAGCGUCAUGACCUAUGGCAUGCAGUCCCCCUAUGACAAGUGCAUUUAUUUAUGUAUUGUACAGCGUACAGCCGCUUACAACAGCGAGCAGAGACGACAUGCUGGCGCCGAGCUGUGAGGCACUGGGAAGGCUGUGUCAUUGUCCCGAACUUGGAAAAUUUGGUGUUCUAGAUCUCAGCGGACCGUCUCAGCGUUGCAAGCAAACUCGACCUUUGAUUGGGAAAUCAAGCAUGCCGGUUGGUCCCUUGUUGGUCUUGAUCGGUUUCGGGGUCCCACCCACACCACCUUCCCGCCACCCCAGGAGUCGGAAAGUCGAUCUCUCGGACCACCUUCCCCGAAGCUUGUCCACCGAGGCGGAUGAAGUACGGUGAUACCAUACAUGUGUAUAGGACUGCGUACUGAUUCGGCCAGUUUACGAAAAUAAUCGUAGG
This is a messenger RNA of Parathielavia appendiculata, 677 nucleotides long. RefSeq lists its product as uncharacterized. The record is from RefSeq and is a predicted model, not a curated record. The transcript has a single exon. NCBI's taxonomy places the organism in Eukaryota, Fungi, Ascomycota, Sordariomycetes, Sordariales, Chaetomiaceae. The coding region runs from base 261 to 617 and encodes 118 amino acids.